AUGCCUGCUGCAGUGAAGCCGUUUCUGGAGGGCAUGGUAGCGGAGGCGGGGGACAGUGAGCGCGGCGUGCCCCAGUGGGAGGCCUCAGGGCUGGGCAGAGAACGGCUGCCUCUCCCCUCUCUGAAGGUUCCUCGGGAGCUGCUACGGAGCUUCCCUCACUCCAAACGUGUGGGCUCCUACUUGGUGGGCAAGAUGAUCAACAAGGGCUCCUUCGCCAAGGUCAUGGAGGGCCUGCACAUCAACACCGGAGAGAAGGUGGCCAUAAAGGUGAUCGAUAAGAAGAAGGCCAGGCAGGAUUCCUACGUUCUGAAGAACAUGAAGAGAGAACCUCGGAUUCACCAGAUGAUCCGUCACCCUCACAUAGUGGUGCUGUUGGAGACGCUGGAGACGGAAAACAGCUACUACAUGGUGAUGGAGCUGUGUGCUGGAGGGGACCUGAUGGAGCGCAUCUGUGAGACCAAGCGCCUGGAGGAGCGCGAGGUCAGGCGCUACACGCGCCAGAUCCUGUCCGCUGUGGAACAUCUGCACAAACACGGCAUCGUGCACAGGGAUUUAAAGAUUGAAAACUUCCUUCUGGAUGAACACAACAACAUAAAGAUUGUGGACUUCGGCCUCAGUAACACUCUGAAGGCUGAGUCUCUGUCUCUGGAGCUGUUGAAUACCCAGUGUGGCAGCCCUGCCUACGCUGCCCCAGAGCUGCUCGCACACAGGAAGUACGGCCCCAAGGUCGACGUGUGGUCGGUGGGUGUGAGCAUGUUUGCCAUGCUGACAGGGACCCUGCCCUUCACGGUGGAGCCCUUCAACAUCAAGCAGCUGCACAUGAAGAUGGUGAACAGAGAGAUCAGCAGCAUCCCAAGUGACAUCAGCAAGGGAGCGGUGGGGUUCGUGCUGUUCCUGCUGGAGCCUGACCCAGCUAAGAGACCCAGCAUCAGAGCAGCUAUGGGGGAGUGGUGGAUCAACGAGGGCUACGCCAGGCGACCGCUCCACACACAGUCACACAGGAACAGGUUGCGUCCUGAGGAGCUGAACUCGUCUGUUCUGGCGUACAUGACGGAGACCCUGGGGUACUCGCUGUCUGACGUCAUCCACACCCUCACUAUCAACAGACCCUCCUCCAUCAUGGCCUCCUAUCACCUGCUGCACGGCAAGCUCAGCAGGACCCAGAGGGGAGCCAAGGGCAGCAAGAACCUGGAGAACAGCGAGUGGAACCUGCCCAGUAAAAAGACCUGGAGGGAAAAGAGCAACAUGGCCCCCAAGACUCAGCACAACGAGGCAGCCAAUGAGAAGGGUUCGAAGCUGGCCAGCAAACCCCUGAGGAGCCAACCACAGGCCACGGAAUGCCAGGGCAGCAGGAAGAGAGCGGAGGCCCCGCCCAGAGAGAGCCACAAGGAGGAUGAGGAAAACCGCCCCCCCUCUCCCUCCCUCCCCCAGCUGCCUCCCUCCUCCUCCCCCCCGCCCCGCCUGCCCUCCCCCGGGCCCCUGUCGGUGGAGGGGAUCACCGAUGAGGAGAUCGCCAUCACCGUGGACACCAGGGAGGCCCUGUUCCCUGAGGUGUCUGUGUUUGGAGACAGGGAGCUGGUUCAUCUCUCUCCACCCAAAAGCUCCGCCUCAAAACUAUGCGACUCAGCCCCCUGCCAAGCCCCAGGCACCGCCGAGCCAAUCAGAGACAGCGCUGUCAGACCGGUCCGACCGCACGUGCUCAGAACUACACACUCGGACGGGGCGGACCCCGGCGACCGUUACCACGACAACAGGCAUCGCGACGACCCUCAUCACCUGGGCAACGACAGGCUGGAGAAGCUGCAGACGUUCUACUCCUCGGAGAAGAGCGGCAUUUCUCCCAGAAUGCUCCUGGAGGCGGAACCGCACCCCUCGGACAGAGACCUCCUGGGUGUCAUGGAUACCGCCCAGACGGCCCCCCUCCCUCGCCUCAGGAACGCCGGGCUGAAGGAGGGUCUGGGGAGGAAGAUCACCUGGGUGGGUCUGACCCGGCCCGGAGCCCCAGGCCUGCUGGUGAACGGGUCCAAGCCCCCGACCUUCCCCUCCCAGAGACAGCACGCCCUGGUCAUCAAGAGCCUGAGGCAGGAGAGGGGGCGGAGGGGAGCAGCAGGGGUCGGGGGGGAGAGGGGAGGGGCGGGGGGAGGGGGGGAGAGAGGGCACGGGGGAGGGAUGAGCGGCGUGAAGAGGAACUCUGUCCAGCUGCGCCCGUCUCUCCAGCGCAGGGUGACAGACCUGAACCUGCCCCUGCUUCCUGCAGCGCUGCACAGCAGCAAGACUGACCACAAGAACCACCUACACGGCAUGGACUACUGA
Molecule: messenger RNA, 2313 nt
Organism: Osmerus eperlanus (European smelt)
Lineage: Eukaryota; Metazoa; Chordata; Actinopteri; Osmeriformes; Osmeridae
Product: hormonally up-regulated neu tumor-associated kinase homolog
Biological process (GO): intracellular signal transduction; protein phosphorylation
Cellular component (GO): cytoplasm
Molecular function (GO): protein serine/threonine kinase activity; ATP binding
Source: RefSeq, a predicted model, not a curated record